GCAACCCCAUUAACAAAAUGCAGUCAUCGGUCAAAUCAAAAUAUAUUUAUUUCGUCGUUCUUACAGUCAAUAUUGCCGCAUUCACCACCGGGACCCUGGUCUCCAGCACAUCUUCCCAAAUUUCCAAAUUGAGCGACGCUGAACAUAGUCCUUUGGGUCGAGCAAUUACUAGCACCGAAGAAAGUUGGAUUGGCUCUUUGCAUGCAGUCGGAGGAAUGUUUGGACCGGUGCUGCUGGCGUUACUGUCGGCAAAAAUCGGAAAACGUUACACCGUCAUAUCGUUGGUCGUGCCAUUGGUGGUUGCUCCACUAAUCUACGCUUUUGCGGAGACCAUUUAUUUGUUUCUUAUUGCUAGAGUUGUUGGUGGUAUAGCUGUUGCUUCGAUAUUUUCUUUGGUUAUAUUAUAUGUGGUUGAGAUAUCAGACAACCAUAACAGAGGUUUAUUCACUACAUCUUUUAUAAUAUUUUUGAGUUUGGGUAUGGUAUUUGCUUAUUGCGUUUCACCAUAUACAUCACUGAAAGUUUAUAACUUGACUGUGAUUGUGUUUCCUGUGCUAUUUGCGGUUGCGUCUUUUUUCAUAAUUCCGGAAUCUCCUUUCUAUCUUGUGGCCAAGGGGAGAGAGGAGGAAGCAAAAGAUGUUCUUACAAAAUUACGAGGAACGGAUGUCCACAUAAAAGAGGAGAUACAAGUUAUUAAAGACGCACUCGCUAGAAACAGUGAUCAAGCUACUAUUAAAGACAUGAUCAGUACAAAGGCAGCAAGAAUAGCAUUUCUUAUUUCCACAUUGUUGGUGGUUACUCAGCAAUUCUCCGGAUUGGCUGUAAUUUUGUCUUACACUGAACAAAUAUUUAAGGAAACAAAUAGUAAUUUAACACCUGCAGAAUCUUCAAUUGUUAUUGGAGUGGUAGGAUUUUUGUUUUCUCCACUUGCUCCAAUACUCUCUGAUAGGUUUAAUAGAAGAGUUUUAUUUUUAUCAUCUCUACUUGGAAAUUUAUUAAUGUUGAUUGUCAUUGGAUUAUAUUUUUUCUUGAAAGAUAAUGGUACUGACGUAGAUGCCAUAUCUUGGUUACCCCUCGUGUGCGUAGUUAUGUUCCUUUUUUUCAACAGUUUCGGACUUAUGCCACUAGUUUGGCCUAUAAUUACUGAAAUAUUGCCACAAAAUGUAAAAUCACAUGGCACUGGAGUUCUGAACUUACUAUCCAAUGUAUCAAGUUUCAUAGUUAAUUUCCUGUUUCCUAUAAUGCAGGAUUCCAUGGGAUUGGCAGGGAUUUUCUGGUUUUAUAGUGGAAUUAUUACGGUGACAGGUAUCUUCUUUUAUUUUAAAUUGCCUGAGACUAAAGGGAAGAGCAUGCUUGAAAUUCAAGAUAUUCUUUCUUCAUAGAAGAAAUA
Messenger RNA from Aethina tumida (small hive beetle), 1390 nucleotides. RefSeq names its product facilitated trehalose transporter Tret1-like. Gene Ontology annotation, molecular function: transmembrane transporter activity. Lineage: Eukaryota; Metazoa; Arthropoda; Insecta; Coleoptera; Nitidulidae. The record is from RefSeq and is a predicted model, not a curated record. Gene Ontology annotation, biological process: transmembrane transport. Gene Ontology annotation, cellular component: membrane. Bases 18 to 1382 code for a protein of 454 amino acids. The transcript is spliced from 2 exons.